GCGGCGAGGCUCCCGCGCGCGGCUGAGUGCGGACUGGAGUGGGAACCCGGGUCCCCGCGCUUAGAGAACACGCGAUGACCACGUGGAGCCUCCGGCGGAGGCCGGCCCGCACGCUGGGACUCCUGCUGCUGGUCGUCUUGGGCUUCCUGGUGCUCCGCAGGCUGGACUGGAGCACCCUGGUCCCUCUGCGGCUCCGCCAUCGACAGCUGGGGCUGCAGGCCAAGGGCUGGAACUUCAUGCUGGAGGAUUCCACCUUCUGGAUCUUCGGGGGCUCCAUCCACUAUUUCCGUGUGCCCAGGGAGUACUGGAGGGACCGCCUGCUGAAGAUGAAGGCCUGUGGCUUGAACACCCUCACCACCUAUGUUCCGUGGAACCUGCAUGAGCCAGAAAGAGGCAAAUUUGACUUCUCUGGGAACCUGGACCUGGAGGCCUUCGUCCUGAUGGCCGCAGAGAUCGGGCUGUGGGUGAUUCUGCGUCCAGGCCCCUACAUCUGCAGUGAGAUGGACCUCGGGGGCUUGCCCAGCUGGCUACUCCAAGACCCUGGCAUGAGGCUGAGGACAACUUACAAGGGCUUCACCGAAGCAGUGGACCUUUAUUUUGACCACCUGAUGUCCAGGGUGGUGCCACUCCAGUACAAGCGUGGGGGACCUAUCAUUGCCGUGCAGGUGGAGAAUGAAUAUGGUUCCUAUAAUAAAGACCCCGCAUACAUGCCCUACGUCAAGAAGGCACUGGAGGACCGUGGCAUUGUGGAACUGCUCCUGACUUCAGACAACAAGGAUGGGCUGAGCAAGGGGAUUGUCCAGGGAGAUCCCCAGCCUGGGGGGCUUUGCUCUUCUUCCAGAGAGCUACAUGGCUGUUCUCCGAAGUUAGCGAGGCUUUCUGUAGCACCACACUUGAAAUUGAACUUCUUCCUUCGUGGGGCUCACUCAAUCCUUCUCCCUGCUUUCUUUUCGCCCUCUCACCUUCCAGUCUUGGCCACCAUCAACUUGCAGUCAACACACGAGCUGCAGCUACUGACCACCUUUCUCUUCAACGUCCAGGGGACUCAGCCCAAGAUGGUGAUGGAGUACUGGACGGGGUGGUUUGACUCGUGGGGAGGCCCUCACAAUAUCUUGGAUUCUUCUGAGGUUUUGAAAACCGUGUCUGCCAUUGUGGACGCCGGCUCCUCCAUCAACCUCUACAUGUUCCACGGAGGCACCAACUUUGGCUUCAUGAAUGGAGCCAUGCACUUCCAUGACUACAAGUCAGAUGUCACCAGCUAUGACUAUGAUGCUGUGCUGACAGAAGCCGGCGAUUACACGGCCAAGUACAUGAAGCUUCGAGACUUCUUCGGCUCCAUCUCAGGCAUCCCUCUCCCUCCCCCACCUGACCUUCUUCCCAAGAUGCCGUAUGAGCCCUUAACGCCAGUCUUGUACCUGUCUCUGUGGGACGCCCUCAAGUACCUGGGGGAGCCAAUCAAGUCUGAAAAGCCCAUCAACAUGGAGAACCUGCCAGUCAAUGGGGGAAAUGGACAGUCCUUCGGGUACAUUCUCUAUGAGACCAGCAUCACCUCGUCUGGCAUCCUCAGUGGCCACGUGCAUGAUCGGGGGCAGGUGUUUGUGAACACAGUAUCCAUAGGAUUCUUGGACUACAAGACAACGAAGAUUGCUGUCCCCCUGAUCCAGGGUUACACCGUGCUGAGGAUCUUGGUGGAGAAUCGUGGGCGAGUCAACUAUGGGGAGAAUAUUGAUGACCAGCGCAAAGGCUUAAUUGGAAAUCUCUAUCUGAAUGAUUCACCCCUGAAAAACUUCAGAAUCUAUAGCCUGGAUAUGAAGAAGAGCUUCUUUCAGAGGUUCGGCCUGGACAAAUGGAGUUCCCUCCCAGAAACACCCACAUUACCUGCUUUCUUCUUGGGUAGCUUGUCCAUCAGCUCCACCCCUUGUGACACCUUUCUGAAGCUGGAGGGCUGGGAGAAGGGGGUUGUAUUCAUCAAUGGCCAGAACCUUGGACGUUACUGGAACAUUGGACCCCAGAAGACGCUUUACCUCCCAGGUCCCUGGUUGAGCAGCGGAAUCAACCAGGUCAUCGUUUUUGAGGAGACGAUGGCGGGCCCUGCAUUACAGUUCACGGAAACCCCCCACCUGGGCAGGAACCAGUACAUUAAGUGAGCGGUGGCACCCCCUCCUGCUGGUGCCAGUGGGAGACUGCCGCCUCCUCUUGACCUGAAGCCUGGUGGCUGCUGCCCCACCCCUCACUGCAAAAGCAUCUCCUUAAGUAGCAACCUCAGGGACUGGGGGCUACAGUCUGCCCCUGUCUCAGCUCAAAACCCUAAGCCUGCAGGGAAAGGUGGGAUGGCUCUGGGCCUGGCUUUGUUGAUGAUGGCUUUCCUACAGCCCUGCUCUUGUGCCGAGGCUGUCGGGCUGUCUCUAGGGUGGGAGCAGCUAAUCAGAUCGCCCAGCCUUUGGCCCUCAGAAAAAGUGCUGAAACGUGCCCUUGCACUGGACGUCACAGCCCUGCGAGCAUCUGCUGGACUCAGGCGUGCUCUUUGCUGGUUCCUGGGAGGCUUGGCCACAUCCCUCAUGGCCCCAUUUUAUCCCCGAAAUCCUGGGUGUGUCACCAGUGUAGAGGGUGGGGAAGGGGUGUCUCACCUGAGCUGACUUUGUUCUUCCUUCACAACCUUCUGAGCCUUCUUUGGGAUUCUGGAAGGAACUCGGCGUGAGAAACAUGUGACUUCCCCUUUCCCUUCCCACUCGCUGCUUCCCACAGGGUGACAGGCUGGGCUGGAGAAACAGAAAUCCUCACCCUGCGUCUUCCCAAGUUAGCAGGUGUCUCUGGUGUUCAGUGAGGAGGACAUGUGAGUCCUGGCAGAAGCCAUGGCCCAUGUCUGCACAUCCAGGGAGGAGGACAGAAGGCCCAGCUCACAUGUGAGUCCUGGCAGAAGCCAUGGCCCAUGUCUGCACAUCCAGGGAGGAGGACAGAAGGCCCAGCUCACAUGUGAGUCCUGGCAGAAGCCAUGGCCCAUGUCUGCACAUCCAGGGAGGAGGACAGAAGGCCCAGCUCACAUGUGAGUCCUGGCAGAAGCCAUGGCCCAUGUCUGCACAUCCAGGGAGGAGGACAGAAGGCCCAGCUCACAUGUGAGUCCUGGCAGAAGCCAUGGCCCAUGUCUGCACAUCCAGGGAGGAGGACAGAAGGCCCAGCUCACAUGUGAGUCCUGGCAGAAGCCAUGGCCCAUGUCUGCACAUCCAGGGAGGAGGACAGAAGGCCCAGCUCAGUGGCCCCCGCCCCCCACCCCCCACGCCCGAACAGCAGGGGCAGAGCAGCCCUCCUUCGAAGUGUGUCCAAGUCCGCAUUUGAGCCUUGUUCUGGGGCCCAGCCCAACACCUGGCUUGGGCUCACUGUCCUGAGUUGCAGUAAAGCUAUAACCUUGAAUCACA
This is a messenger RNA of Homo sapiens (human), 3413 nucleotides long. It is a transcript of the gene GLB1L2, whose product is annotated as galactosidase beta 1 like 2. Gene Ontology annotation, biological process: carbohydrate metabolic process. The transcript is spliced from 20 exons. The record is from RefSeq and is marked validated. Lineage: Eukaryota; Metazoa; Chordata; Mammalia; Primates; Hominidae. Bases 75 to 2147 code for a protein of 690 amino acids. Gene Ontology annotation, molecular function: hydrolase activity, hydrolyzing O-glycosyl compounds; beta-galactosidase activity.